AAAAAUGCGAAAUCGGCAGUUGCAGGCGUAGCCGGUGGGGGAGAGGUCGCGCUCUUUCUCUGCACGCCGCCCCCGGUGGGCGCCAAGUCCCGCUCAUAUUAUCACUUUCACGCUCUUAUCCUUUCUUCUCAAUCCGAUUACCCAAUCCUUUUCAUAUCCCCCGAUUUUCUCUUCUUCUCCAUCUUACUCUCUUAGUCUCCCACCUAUAAAACACCCCAUUUCUCUCUCUUUCUCUCUCUAUACAUAUAUAUAUCUGUAUCUAUCUGGCUAUAUUGCUCUCUCGCUGUUAUUUCUUCCGAAGAACGCAAUCACUAGGUGUUUCUUCUUCAUGGGGUUCUUUUGAGAUAUAUUUCUAUUUUUUCUGUGUUCUUUGCUGAUUUUGGUGAAUUGAGAUGCCGGGAAUUGUCGUGGAUGAAAUUAAUGAAGAAAGGGCUGUGAAUAAACAUAACGGUGCUUCAGUUCAUAUGGAAGAGUCGUAUGGAAACAAGUCGCCUAGGAGCGGGUUGAGUGUUCAGAGCCAUGGAAGUGUUAAUGUUGAUUUCCCUGUUGAUGGCUUGGUUGACACCUCUAUUGAGAAGCUUUAUGAAAAUGUCUAUGAUAUGCAAAGUUCAGAUCAGUCUCCUUCAAGGCGUAGCUUUGGAUCAGAUGGUGGGGAAUCCAGGAUUGAUUCCGAACUGAAUCAUCUUGUAGGAGGAGAGAUGAGGGAGGUAGAGAUAAUAAAGGAGGAAGAAGACAUUGUAGAGAGGACUGAAAAUGAUUUUCCCAGUGAUUCUGUGAAAGAUUUACCAUCUGUAGAGAAUAAGAACACAGAAAAUUCCCAACCUGGAAGCUCAAGACGCCUUUCUUCUGGAAAAAAAGCUUCUCACUUGCAAUUGGAUCACGAGACAUCUCCAAAAUCAAGUCCCAGUGGCAAGGAUUUGUCUGAUAAGCCCCCUAUUAGCAGAAAGAAUGAAAAGAGUUCGAAAAAAACUAGUCCGGUUGCUUCUAACUCGAAGAAACAAAAAGAUUCACCUUUGAGAGGCUCGAAAAUACUUAAUGGAACUGAGGAUUUCAAUGAAUCAAUGAUGGAUAAUCCUGAUCUAGGACCCUAUCUGCUUAAGCAAGCUAGGAGUUUAGUUUCUUCAGGGGAGAAUCUGCAGAAAGCUCUUUUAUUAGCUCUCCGUGCUGCAAAAGCUUUUGAGCUAUCUGCAAAUGGGAAACCGAGCUUGGAACUCGUUAUGUGUUUGCAUGUUACAGCAGCUAUUUACUGUAGUCUAGGCCAGUACAGUGAGGCAAUUCCUCUGUUGGAGCAUUCCAUUGAGAUUCCUGCCAUCAAGGAAGGCCAGGAACAUGCGCUGGCCAAAUUUGCAGGUCACAUGCAGCUAGGUGAUACCUAUGCAAUGCUGGGCCUACUGGAAAAUUCUCUAAUCUGUUAUACAACUGGGUUAGAGGUGCAGAAACAAGUCCUUGGAGAAGCAGACCCCAGAGUUGGUGAGACCUAUAGGUAUUUAGCCGAAGCCCAUGUUCAAGCUUUGCAAUUUGAUGAGGCUGAGAAGUUUUGUCAAAUGGCUCUCGAUAUACACAAAAAGAAUGUCGGUCCUGCUUCUCUUGAGGAGGCUGCAGAUAGGAGGCUUAUGGGUCUCAUAUGUGAAACAAAAGGAGAUCAUGAAGCUGCGCUCGAGCAUCUAGUUUUAGCCAGCAUGGCUAUGGUGGCAAAUGGCCAAGAGACUGAUGUGGCUGCAGUUGAUUGCAGUAUUGGAGAUUCAUACUUAUCCCUGUCCCGUUACGACGAGGCUGUUUUUGCUUACCAGAAAGCUCUCACUGUUUUCAAGACCACCAAGGGAGAAAACCAUCCAACAGUUGGUUCAGUAUAUAUUCGUCUUGCUGAUUUAUACAACAAGACUGGAAAAACGAGGGAGUCGGUAUCGUACUGUGAAAACGCCCUUCGAAUUUAUGAAAAGCCUAUCCUUGGGAUUCCUCCUGAGGAGAUUGCUAGUGGUCUUACUAAUGUUGCUGCUAUUUAUGAAUCAAUGAAUGAAGCUGAGCAAGCAGUCAAAUUAUUACAAAAGGCACUGAAGAUAUAUAGUAACGCCCCUGGACAGCAAAGCACCAUUGCUGGAAUUGAAGCCCAGAUGGGUGUGUUGUAUUAUAUGUUAGGGAGCUAUUCUGAGUCUUAUGACUCCUUCAAGAACGCAAUUCCAAAGCUUCGCAACAGCGGAGAAAAAAAAUCUGCUUUCUUUGGGAUAGCUCUUAAUCAAAUGGGGCUUGCUUGUGUUCAGAAAUAUGCUAUUAACGAAGCUGUGGAGCUAUUUGAAGAAGCCAAGAGCAUACUAGAACAAGAAUACGGGCCUUAUCAUCCUGACACGCUCGGAGUCUAUAGCAACCUUGCUGGAGCAUAUGAUGCGAUUGGCAGGUUGGAUGAUGCAAUUGAAAUGUUGGAGUAUGUUGUUGGCAUGAGAGAGGAAAAACUCGGGACUGCCAAUCCUGAUGUCGACGAUGAGAAGAGGAGGUUGUCCGAGUUGUUGAAAGAAGCUGGUAGAGUUCGGAGCCGAAAGGCGAGAUCGCUCGAGACUCUUCUUGAUGCCAAUACUCAUCCUGUAAACAGUAAAGGUAUCAAGGUUUGAUAAAAAAAUUAUACACAUCACAGGAGCGACAUCGUUGCCGAGUUUAGAUCUGAUUCAAAAUCAUGGCUAAUUAUGGUCGAGUAGAUACCUGAUUCUUGAGGUUGUUCGAGUACUAGAAUGUGACAUUUCAUUUUGUUUGCAUUGUCGAUUAAGCUAUCUUGUAUUGGUGUAUGAAGUUAUAUUGUUCUGUAUAUUUUUACACGGAAGUGAUGACAUUAUGAUUUUGUAUAUCACAUUCUUCUGGGGUUAUAAGAUUGUUCGAUACAGGUUUUUAACGAGAA
Messenger RNA from Cucurbita moschata (crookneck pumpkin), 2884 nucleotides. Its product is annotated as protein KINESIN LIGHT CHAIN-RELATED 3-like. The coding region runs from base 393 to 2603 and encodes 736 amino acids. The record is from RefSeq and is a predicted model, not a curated record. The transcript is spliced from 3 exons. Lineage: Eukaryota; Viridiplantae; Streptophyta; Magnoliopsida; Cucurbitales; Cucurbitaceae. Gene Ontology annotation, molecular function: protein binding.